Nezara viridula (southern green stink bug) is the source of this 733-nucleotide messenger RNA. The record is from the annotation of a GenBank genome assembly. NCBI's taxonomy places the organism in Eukaryota, Metazoa, Arthropoda, Insecta, Hemiptera, Pentatomidae.
AUGACAGCGGUCGGUAGUGGCCGACUCGAUCCGAGCAGAUACGAAGACACCGACCGAUUGCUUUCCGUUUCAGAUACGAGCGGGGAAGCCGCAACGUCACUGCUUUGCUCAAGAGCGCAGGAAAUAGAGGCUAUGAACCUGAUAUAUGACAAGCUGGUUGGGGACACUACCUCUUCUAGCUCUUCUCAGACACCACCGACAUCGCCAAGAUCUCAGCACCUUCGACGUCAGCACGGAAGACAUCCUCAUGGACCGGAUCUUCAGCGUAUUCGACUCCGGAUCGGACGGCCUCGUGAAGAAGGACGAAUGGCUGAUAGGGACCUCCGUCUUCCUGAAGGGGACGCUGGAGGAGAAGACAGCGUACACUUUCGCAGUCUACGACCUCAACAGCGACGGGUUCAUCGUCCGGGAGGAGAUGUUCACGCUCCUCAGGAACAGCUUGGUGAAGCAGCCGCAGGAGGAGGACCCGGAGGAGGGCGUGAAGGACCUGGUGGAGCUGGUCCUCCGCAAGCUGGACCAGGACAAGGACGGCAAGGUCUCCUUCAGCGACUUCAGGCAGGCAGUCCUCCAGGAGCCGCUCUUCUUGGAGGCCUUCGGCCAGUGCCUGCCCAGCGAGCCGGCGGCCGCCGCCUUCCUGGCCACUCUGUCCUGAGCUAAGAAGCUAAGAGGUCCUUAGCUUGGGGCCAGCUCGACUGUAGUCGUUUCGACCAUCAUAAAGCAAUGUUAAUUCUCU